Colletotrichum lupini is the source of this 705-nucleotide messenger RNA. RefSeq lists its product as uncharacterized. The transcript is spliced from 2 exons. The record is from RefSeq and is a predicted model, not a curated record. Lineage: Eukaryota; Fungi; Ascomycota; Sordariomycetes; Glomerellales; Glomerellaceae. The annotation marks the transcript as partial.
ACCUACUACGCAGAUAUUUAUAUAGUUCAAUUAAUCUCUUCGUUAACUACGGUUCGAACCAACUACCCUAUAAUAGGGAUACUAACACAUUUAUUGAGCGGCGUCUUUGCCGACCCGACGCUGACCUUCGACGCCGGGACGACCACGUCUAUUGCGUCGGAGAUUAACCCCACGUUUGAGUUGAGGGCGGAUUUGUUCAUGUCUGCGAUGGAGCCUUCGGAGACUGUGAUCGCGUGUUGUCCGAGUGGGUAUACCGCGGGACUAUAUGGGAACUGCUACUCUUCGACCGCCAGAGAGGUUUACACUGCGUCUACAGGUUGCAAGUUGUACAAUGUAAACGAUGUGGAAGUGGUAGACCGCACGUUCACUUUCCACGGGAGAGUCGUUACAGGCAGCUCCAUAUCGAUCAAGGGCUCGGUCGUUUCGUUGCAACCGAACACAGUGACUAUUGAGGCAAAGGACAGCACGAGUUACGUUGGCGCGUUGGUCACGCCUGGGAUCACGCUUGUGAAUAAGGGUCUUUCUGAGGCUGCAGUUCAGACCUCGGCUGCUGGUUCUGGAGAGAGUUCGUCCACGGGCCUGACUGAGACGCCCAGUUCUGGAGUUUCUUCUAAGGCCGCUGGUUCGUCUAUGGUUAAUGGCGUUAUGAUGGCUGUUUGGGGAGUUGCGGUAAUGGCGGGUGCCGCUCUCAUGGUGCCUCUUUGA